Hemibagrus wyckioides is the source of this 1982-nucleotide messenger RNA. RefSeq names its product coagulation factor VIIi (gene f7i). Gene Ontology annotation, biological process: proteolysis; blood coagulation. Gene Ontology annotation, molecular function: calcium ion binding; serine-type endopeptidase activity. The transcript has 8 exons. Gene Ontology annotation, cellular component: extracellular region. NCBI's taxonomy places the organism in Eukaryota, Metazoa, Chordata, Actinopteri, Siluriformes, Bagridae. The record is from RefSeq and is a predicted model, not a curated record. The coding region runs from base 526 to 1905 and encodes 459 amino acids.
UUUCUCAUGUUUCGUAGAAACGUUUCAUUCAGUUUUAUUGGACUAAAUAAACACCUAUGGGUUUGAAUCCACCUGAAAGGAGCUUGAAAUGUCCAGAUGUUUCAGAUGCUUAGAGAAACACUGUGUUCAAUGAACACUGUAGUGUAUAACCUGUAAUAACUGGCUUAAAUAGUGGGCGAUAAAAGCGUGUUAAAAUCUAUAAUUGUCCUUUUUUUUUUGCCUCUUCUCUUCUUUUUAGUUAUGAUUAUAUAUUUAUGAAUACAUGUGUAUACUGUACUGUACAUGCUCCAAUUUGUUAGCAAACCAAUGAACAUCGUGACUUGUAUGUAUCGUGAUAUUUGCUCAAUAUUACCCAAUCCCAUCACACAGGCUUGUAGGCUGAUAGUAUAGUCAUUGCGUGUACUUUAAACAAAGCUAGAGAGAGAGAGAGAGAGAGAGAGAGAUCUUUUGACCCUCAGAUCGACCGCUGAGGCGUUUUGUUUAUCUCUGGAAGACCGUCAGUGUGGAAGCUCUGAGGGAAACAACAUGAAGAAAAAGCAAACUAUCCUUGCGCUAUUUCUUUUUUGUCACGCUGUAGCCGGGGCAGUGUUUCUGAGGAGAGAUGAUGCUAACUCUGUGCUCAGGCGCUCCAGGCGCGCGAACUCGGGCUUCCUGGAGGAGGUGAAGGGGGGAAACCUGGAGCGCGAGUGCAUCGAGGAGAUCUGCGACUACGAGGAAGCACGCGAGGUGUUCGAGGACGACGAUCUAACGACAAGUUUUUGGAUGUCAUACAAAGCUCGUGAGCCCUGCUUGACAAAUCCGUGCAGAAACAAUGGGACCUGCAUAUAUUUGGGACACUCCUAUAUCUGCCAGUGUCCUGAAGGCUUUGAGGGCAAAUACUGUCAAGAAGCAUUUGAGGACACUCUGAAGUGUCGUUAUCUGAACGGAGGCUGUGAGCAGUUCUGUGACGGGUCAGGUCGCAGGAGGAAGUGCACAUGUGCCCCAGGUUAUGCCCUUGGAGAGGACGGGAAGUCGUGCAUUGCUCAAGUUCAGUAUCCAUGCGGUAAGGCCCCACUGUACAAGACGCAGACUCGUUUAAUACGGGCUGUGGGUGGACACCAGUGCCCGAAAGGCCACUGCCCUUGGCAGGUCCUUUUGAAAUAUGAUGGACGGAGUCUCUGUGGAGGGGUUUUAGUGGGUGCUAACUGGAUCCUUACAGCUGGACACUGUGUCAGUAAGAGAGACGUGAAAUAUCUGAAGGUUGUAGCAGGGGACCAUAAUAUUGACAUAGUGGACGGCACUGAGCAAGAGUUUUCUGUGUCACAAGUAAUUAUCCAUAAGAGCUAUGAUCCAGCAUCAGGAGACAGCGACUUGGCUCUAUUGCAGCUCAGUGAGCCAGUGACACUUUCAAAUUACACCGUUCCUAUCUGUCUGCCAAGUCAGGGGUUUGCCAAAAUGGAAUUGGAUGCCGUUCGCUUCCACACCGUUAGCGGAUGGGGCCAGAGCACUGACGGAGGCAACAUUCAAAGCUCUCGCUUCUCUAAAAUCUUAUCCCCUGUACUCCGUAAGCUCGCUGUGCCACUCCUGCCUACACCAGAGUGCUCUGUUAAGAGUGGGGUUAAUAUCACUGAUAACAUGUUCUGCGCCGGUUACUUCGAGGGCAGCCAGGAGUCUUGUCGAGGAGAUGACGGCAGUCCGCUGACUACUCAGUACAAGGACACGCAUUUCCUCACCGGGAUAGUGUCAUGGGGCAAAGGAUGUGGCCAUCCAGGCUUCUACACCAUAUAUACCAAGGUUGCUAACUUCCUGGAUUGGAUUCAGCAUGGCAUGGCUACUUCAAUCGCCCAACCAGAUGCCCUCGACACUUUAUAUGCAUCCACCAUGCCAACACUUUCUUUUGAGGAGUUCUACACAGACAUAUUUUAGCUUGUUGUAGACAAGAGUAAAACUAAUGAGUUGCUGAUCUCAUUUUCUGAAAUAAAGAUAUUAAAUUCAUUCAUCAA